AUGGAGGAACUCGCUCGCUUCGUCCGCGCCUCCUUCGCGGGUGGAGGACGGAGACCUCGGUCCAGCGGGGCCCGGCACGGAGGCGGGGAGACCCAGGCGGAGGCCCCAAGCGGGGACUCGAACCCAUGGGGAGGAGGGGGGUCGGCGCUGCGCCGGUCGCGCCGCUGCCGGACGAGCUUCUCGGCGGAGCAGCUGCAGCAGCUGGAGCGCGCCUUCGAGGAGUCCCACUACCCCGACGGAGGCGCGCGCCUCGCGCUCAGCGCGCGCCUCCACCUGCCCGAGACGCGCGUCCAGGUUUGGUUCCAGAACAGGCGCGCGAAGAGCAGGAAACAGGAGAUGCAGGCGCGGAGAGGCGUGAUGUUGAGGCCGGGUCUGGAUGGGCACCGGGUGGCCCCGUACAUCCACAUGGGAGUCACGAGGCUGCAUCAUAAACAGGUGCCCGCUCACCUGUGCUGCGACCACGUGACCCGGCGGCGGCCCCAAAGUCCCGGCACGGAGCUCGGCGCGGGAGCCGGAGUCGAACCGGCGACGUUUCCGUCCUGGGGCCUCCCGCCGGUGCCGUUCGCGCUCGCCCUGCCCCUGGGACUCGAGGCCGCGUCCGACGGAGCCCAGGUAUCCUCCGUCUCGAAACAUUCGAGCCUCGCGGACCUGCGGAUGAAGGCGCGGCGCCACGCGGCUUCACUGGGGCUGUAAGGGACCGUGCUAAGCCAGCUCAGGUCGGCUUUUUUUGUCCACUGCGAAAGCCGUGCCGUGCCGUGCCGCUGACGUUUCACGCGACGAACAAAUCGGCACGACGCUGUCCUCGCUGUGUGCCGAGGGGAAAAAAUUAACCGAGGCAGUCUUCUUCUAUUCGCAUGGCGGCUGAUGCAGAUGCAGAAGCAACAACUACAAUCUCACAUCAAGCCAGACAAGCGCUGCAGGAGCAGCAGGGUGGCGUCGCUGCGAUGUGCUCCUUCGUUCUACAUUUGAAGCUUUCGCGACUGCAAGGAUUCAUACUCUUUGGGGGGUUUUCGGUAAAGUCACGUAGGUAAAAAAACAAAUGAAAACAACUCAAUGAAAUCGC
Messenger RNA from Petromyzon marinus (sea lamprey), 1063 nucleotides. RefSeq names its product short stature homeobox protein-like. The record is from RefSeq and is a predicted model, not a curated record. Lineage: Eukaryota; Metazoa; Chordata; Hyperoartia; Petromyzontiformes; Petromyzontidae. Gene Ontology annotation, biological process: regulation of transcription by RNA polymerase II. Gene Ontology annotation, molecular function: sequence-specific double-stranded DNA binding; DNA-binding transcription factor activity, RNA polymerase II-specific. Gene Ontology annotation, cellular component: nucleus.